UAUUGAAAAAACGGAAGUAUUUCAAAGGCGGAACCAUGCGUAUAACCUUACGUUGGCACUAGAUCCACUACUCAGCCUAUCACGUAAAUCGACCUGAAGUUUGAGAGACGCGCUGACAAUCAUGGCGUUGCGACGGGGAUUGGACUCACAGAUAGUUAUAAUAGGAUCAGGAAUAUCAGGCAUUGCUGCGGCACAGAAACUGGUGAAAUAUGGAUUUCAUAACGUGCGAAUCCUUGAAGCAACUGCAAGAAGCGGAGGAAGGAUCAAGACGGGCAAAUUCGGUAAUAACGUCAUCGAGAUAGGGGCUAACUGGAUUCACGGUCCGUCGGAGGAGAACCCGGUGUUCUGCCUGGCCCGAGAUUACGGCCUCCUGGAGCCGGAGGCUCUCCUUCCUGAGAACCAGACUGUGGACAUCGAAGGACACCCGCCCUGGGUGUCUAACUGGUUCAGCAGUUCAGGUACGAAGCUCAAGACAGAGGACCUGAAUCCUGCGCUGGAGCUGUUUGGAGAGAUUCUGCAAGAAGCCGGACAGUUUGUGAGCAAGGGAGUGGAAACCCACGCCAGUAUGGGGGACUUCAUACGCACCGAGGCGCGGCUGCGAGCCGAGCAGCAGUGGCAGGCGUCGGCCCCCCGGACGCGGGCCCAGCGGAUGUGUCUGAUCAGUAACCUGCUGAAGGUGGAGUGCAGUGUCAACGGCAGCGCCUCCAUGGACCAGGUCAGCCUGGCCGCCUUCGGCCUCUACAAGACGCUGCCCGGCCUGGACUGCACGUUCACUCACGGCUACGAGGGCGUGGUGAAGAACCUGCUGGCAGAGCUGCCCGGCGGGGCGGUGUCCUACCGGCGACCGGUGAGCUGCGUGCGCUGGAGUAACACUGGGGGGGGCGACCAGCCGGUCACCGUGGAGACGGAGGACGGAGAGAGGGUCAGCGCUGACCACGUGAUCGUCACGGUGCCCCUAGGGUACCUAAAGAGGCACCAUGCGACGCUGUUCAGUCCCCCUCUCCCUUUGCACAAGCAGCACUCAGUGCAGAGAAUGGGUUUCGGGACCAACAAUAAGAUCUUUGUGGAGUUUGACUCUCCGUGGUGGGACGCGGACUGUGGGGUCAUUCACCUGCUGUGGGAAGACGAGGAAGAUCUGGUUGAUCAAGUAGCAGAUGUGAAGAGGUCCUGGAUCAAAAAGCUGUUUGGCUUCACCGUGGUCACGCCUGCUGAAAGGUACGGCCACGUUCUGUGCGGCUGGAUUGCCGGCCACGAGGCCGAGUACAUGGAGACACUAACCGAGCAAGAGGUCACGCGGGAAGUCACGCAACUCAUCCGCACGUUCACCGGGAACCCCAUCGUCACCCCGCGGCGGGUGCUUCGCUCCCAGUGGUUCCAGGACCCCUGGACCUGCGGCUCGUACACGUACCCCGGGAGGGGCUGCUCCGCUCAGGACCUGGCCAACCUCAUGGAGCCCCUGCCCGCUGAGGGGGCCGCCCCGUCUCCGCCCUUGCAGGUGCUGUUCGCUGGGGAGGCGACCCACCACUGCUACUACUCCACGGUCCACGGGGCGCUGCUGUCCGGCUGGCGGGAGGCGGACCGCCUCAUCGCUCACUACUGCCCCCCCGGCCCCCCCGGGCCCCCGCAGCCUCGCCGCUCCAAGCUUUAAUCGCCUCGUCGCUGGAGGAUGGCGCCGGUGUCCUGGUACUCGGUCCACACUGGAGGGGGAACGUUGGACAGCGGUCUCUCCACCCCGAUGUCGACAAGACGUGACUGAAGUGGAUCGAAGAAGUCAACAAAUCAAGGGAUCAUGAUUGUUUUUAUAUUGGUUGAUUCUGUGAUGAUAGAAAUCCCAACCGUCACAUUUCAGAGAUGGAUGGAUGAUAGGGUCAGGCUCUUUCCCGAUAGAACGGGACAGCACGGUUGUCUAAUUAUUAUGUUGUGGUACUGAGGUGCACGGUGUUCAUAUCAGUACCGUUUCUCGUUAUAAGUGCUUUCUCUAAACGUCUAAUGAUCUGGGGUCAUGCUUGUGGGCCACUGCGGUUAUUUGAGGAUCGUUAAUUUGAUCUGAUGUCAGCCAAUCAGUGGGAUGUGCAUGAGCAAGAGCCUAUGAUAGUGAAGGCUCUGAAAUAGCAGCUAGCACAAUCAGUAUGAGUGAGCUAAAUAAAGAAUGAACAAAACAAAAAUAACUCCUGCAUGUGAACGACAAUCCAAUUACAGACAGAUUGAAAAACUCACUUUUUGCCUUGUCUGUGAUCGAUGUAUUAUUACUAUUAAUUUAUUGUUUGUGUUGUUUGUGACUGAACUUGUAAUUAUAUGCAUUUUUUAUAAUCAAAUAUUUUUACAAUGGUAAUUCCCUAAUCCAUAUUAUUAAAAAAAAGAUUUAUUCUGGUGCAGCAUU
Gadus macrocephalus (Pacific cod) is the source of this 2380-nucleotide messenger RNA. It is a transcript of the gene paox, whose product is annotated as polyamine oxidase. Bases 122 to 1648 code for a protein of 508 amino acids. NCBI's taxonomy places the organism in Eukaryota, Metazoa, Chordata, Actinopteri, Gadiformes, Gadidae. Gene Ontology annotation, molecular function: polyamine oxidase activity. The transcript has 10 exons. The record is from RefSeq and is a predicted model, not a curated record.